This is a messenger RNA of Magallana angulata, 1865 nucleotides long. RefSeq lists its product as uncharacterized. The record is from RefSeq and is a predicted model, not a curated record. Lineage: Eukaryota; Metazoa; Mollusca; Bivalvia; Ostreida; Ostreidae. The coding region runs from base 93 to 1574 and encodes 493 amino acids. The transcript is spliced from 8 exons.
UUUUCGCGCAUGCGCACAAACACUUCCGCAGGGCAACUUUCUUUUUACUGAAACCGCUCUUCUUUCGCUUUAAUCAUAACAAACACAAAGCUAUGGUGCGUGCUUGUUGCGUUGUUCAGUGCACAAAUCGGGAUGACUCGAAAGGAAAGGAGAAAGGCCUCCAUUUUUUCAGAUUUCCCAAAGAUGUUCGAAAGCGUCGUGCCUGGAUUAGGGCAAUCAACAGAAAAAACUUUGCACCUAAUGAGUUUUCCUGCAUUUGUUCAGAGCAUUUUGAGUUUGGAUGGCAUAGUGAUGACCCAGAUGAUGCCAAUUAUGCCCCGACCAUCUUCUCUUACAAGGAAAAAACAGUUGAUCAUGAGAGAGAAGAGAGAGUAUCAAGAAGAAAUCUGCAGAAGGAAUUUGAAGAGUCUAAAGAAAGGGCUAGAGAGCAGGAGAAUAGGAGUUUGAGCUUUUCUAUGUUUGCCCAUUCUUACAGCAAAGAUAAGGAGGAAGAGAUGAUUUCUGAUCUUGCAGCACCCAUGACAGAGAUUGAAGAUGAUGUAGAGACAGGAGUCAGAUUGACUAGAGACAUAGGUGUACAGUGUGACCCAGAUCCUCUUUUACAGGAGAACAUGAGAUUAAAGUUGGAACUCAGACGGAUGCAGGACAACAAAUGGUCUGUUUCAAAGAUCAAAGAUGAUGAUGCCAUGACGAAGUUCUAUACAGGACUUCCAAGCUUUGCUGUGUUUUUGUGGCUGUUUAACUACCUGGCACCUAAAUGCGAGAAGAUGGUAUACUGGCGUGGAAGUUCAUCAACCCCUGAUGAGAGGACUAGAUCUAGGCGGUGCAUGGCUCUUGAUCCAAUCGACCAAUUCUUAGCAACCAUGAUGAGGCUGAAGGUCGGAUUGUAUGUCCAGGACAUGGCAGAGCGGUUUGGUGUGUCCGUGGGUGCAUUCUCUCAGUACUUCACCACCUGGGUUUGCCUACUCUACAAGGAACUUAAGGAGCUGAACCCCUUUCCAUCAAGGGAUGUUAUUCAGAGAAAUAUGCCGUCAUGUUUUAAAUCUUUCCCUAAUUUAAGAGUUAUACUUGAUUGUACUGAAAUCUUUAUUCAAAGAUCCAGCAGUUUGGUUAAUCAGAAUCAGUCAUUUUCAAAUUACAAGCAUCACACUACUUUAAAAUUUCUUGUUGGAAUCACUCCUUCUGGUGUGAUUUCAUUUGUUUCAGAGGGCUUUGGUGGAAGAGUUUCAGACCGACAGAUGAUUGAGCGCACCUGCCUAUUAGACCUCAUAGAAGAGGGCGAUGGGGUGAUGGCAGACAAGGGUUUUACCAUCAAAGACAUGUUAGAGAAAAAGGGAUGCACUCUUAAUAUUCCACCUUUUCGUUCUUCUUCUAAUCAGUUUACAACUCAAGAAGUUUUAAAUACUCAAGAAAUUGCUAAAUUAAGAAUUCAUGUGGAAAGAGCUAUUGGCCGCGUCAAAAAUUUUCAUAUAUUUGAUGGUGUUCUUUCUCUUUCUUUAGUGCCAUUAUCAUCACAGAUGUUUUCUGUUUGCUGUUGGAUAACAAACCUUGAUGUACCUUUGAUUGAAAGUUAGUUCUCAUCAGACAGGAUCAGAGCUUUCAUCGCCUUUUCCCUCGGAUCCUCUGUUGACUCUACCUCCACUUCAGAUUCAAACUCUGGGCUUUCAUCCGGAAUAUUCCACAAGUGACCCAUGCCUUUCAAAAGAAUUUAUUUAUUAAAUUUAUGUUAUGUUUUCAGAGGAGUUUUAGUUUAAUUUUUUUUUAAAUUGUCCAUCAUAUAAUGUGUCAGGGAAUUGAAAUUAUCUGUUGUUGUUAUAAAUGUAUUUUUCUUAAUUAUAUAGUAAAAAUUAAAUUUUAAACCAAGA